AUGGCUGACACCUCCAAGUUGCAUCCUGCGACUAUCGUUACCAAUAUCAAAUCAUGCAUUCCUAUUAUGCUUGACUACGAAGGAAGCCAAUACAAUAACUGGGCUACCCUCUUCAAGCUCCAUUAUCGUGCAAACUUGGUGAUCGACCACAUCUUACCUCCUGCCUCCCCCACCGUGCCACCACCGGCAACUGCAGCCGAAAAACUUGCUGCUAAGGCCCUAUGGGAACGGCUAGAUGACAUUGUUCGGCAAUGGAUAUAUGGUACGAUAUCGAAUGAUCUUCUCAACACGAUCAUUCAUCAAGAGAGGACACGCCCCGAGGCUUGGGACCGCCUUGUUCAUCUUUUUCAGGACAAUAAAUCAGCUAGGGCUCUCGCUCUUGAUACAAAGUUCACCAACACCAAAUUGGUGGAUUUUUUGAAUGUGAAAGCAUACUGCACCAGGCUGAAAAUUCUUGCAGACAACCUUGCCAAUGUCGGUCACAAAGUUUCCGACGAACGACUUGUGCUUCGCCUUCUGCGAGGCUUGAGGAAGAUAGCCAAGCCGAGGACGCCAUUCACGACUCGGCUCGCUAGCACUCUUGUUUCCCACAAUGUUAAUCCUCAGAAUUUCUCAGGCAAUGGACAGCCCAAUAAUUCUGAAAAUAACUUCAACAAUCGUGGAACUUCGCAGAAUCGUGGAAAGAAAAAUCACCGUGGUCGCAGCGGCGGCAACCGCAACAACCGCGGUGGCAGCGGCAAUGGACAAAGCAGCGGCGGGGGCAGCCGCACCACUGCACAGCCGCAGCAGCAGCAGGGACCCACUGCCCCGUCGUGGUAUUAUCCACCGUGGGCAGCUUGGGGGCCACAGCCGUGGGCCACCCCACCGUGCCCCUACCCCACAGCUGGGUGGCAGCAGCCCCGUGGCUGGCAGCAGCCGCGUCCAGCUCCCUCGCAGCAGGGAGUUCUUGGUCCUCGUCCUCCACACUCGUUCUACUCGUCAGCCUCGUCAUCACAUGGUGGGUAUGCGCCCACAGAUAUUGAUCAAGCUAUGCACACAAUGUCGUUGAAUCCGCCCGAUGACAAGAAUUGGUACAUGGACACCGGAGCCACAUCUCAUAUGACCAACUCCCAAGGAUUUACGAACGGGGAGCAAACUCAUGAGAUGUGAGAGUUCGGGUGAUCUUUAUCCAUUCUUCAAAAAUUUUCGAGCCAUCUCGUCUUUCGCACCAUCUGCUUUUAGUGUCAUCUCUCCUCAUA
Molecule: messenger RNA, 1238 nt
Organism: Lycium ferocissimum
Lineage: Eukaryota; Viridiplantae; Streptophyta; Magnoliopsida; Solanales; Solanaceae
Exons: 3
Coding region: 1-1149 (382 amino acids)
Source: RefSeq, a predicted model, not a curated record